AUGAUGGGCCGGUCAGUUUUGGCCCGCUUGCCUCAGGCGCUUGCGCUAUUCGCGAGCUGCUUCAGCGUUGGCACAGCGCAAUUUGGUGCAGCGCCGGCCGCGGCUAGUUCGCUGUGGCCACUGCAGACGUUCAAGAGCUCGUCGAUCCAGGCGCCGUUCAUGAAUGUUACCAAGAUGGGCCAGACCGAGCCCGGGUACUUGUUUCUGACACCCGAGGACAUCUCCCGUAACAAGGGGUAUCCGGCCAUGUACUCGGACGAUGGCCAGCUCGUGUGGCGAGGUGCGGAGGGGAACUACUCCGCUCUACAGCCACAGAUGUUGGACGGCGAGCCCGUGAUGGCAUACUGGUCCGGGUUCGCUGGCGAUGGCUUCGGAUUCGGCGCCAUCAGCAUACUGGACACCUCCUACCGCGAGAUCCACCGGGUCACCCUGGACUGCAAGUCCCAAAACUUCGUGACCGUCUUCGAGCCGAUGCAGUUCGACUCGUGCAUCGAUCUCCACGAGAGCCAGUUCACCGACGACGGCACUAUUCUCGUGACAGCCGUCAACGUCACCCGCGCGGACUUAGGCGCCAUUGGCGGCCCCAAGGACGGGUGGAUACAAGAUGGUCUGGUGUACGAGAUUGAUAUCAAGACCAACAAGAUUCUCUUCCGGUGGAGUGCCCACGAGCACGUUGACGAGCUGCCUCUCAGCGAUGUGCGUGCUCCGCUGGCAGGACAGGGACAUAGCCUGACUGAUCCGUUCGGGUAUCCGCAUCUGAACUCCAUCCACAAGUACGGAGACGACUACCUAGUCUCGUCGCGCUACAUGUGCAGCAUCAUGCUCAUUGCGCCCAACGGCACUUUCAUCUGGCAUCUCCACGGAGAAACCGGCGGCGACUUCACGCUGGGCUUGGGCACAAGCUUUUGCUACCAGCACGACCCCCGCUUCGAGUUGCAGAGCCCCGAGAGGGUCAUCAUCAGCAUGCACAACAACGACAACACCGAGUUCACAGGCCACACAUCCUUGACGACGGGGAUGGUAUUGGACGUAGAUCUGACAGGCUCAAAGGUGGCAUCGCUGAAGAGCCGGAUGUGGGACGCUGCACAGCCCGUGUACGCCGAGUCGCAGGGCAGCUACCAGCAUCUGGACAACGGACACGUUCUGCAGGACCACGGCGCCACGCCCAAGAUCGAAGAGUAUGAUGCCGAGGGCACGAUUGUCAUGCGUGCGCGCUUUGGCUAUGACAACACCAUGCAAACUUACCGCACCUACCGCUACCCCUGGGUUGGACGUCCGACGACCAAGCCAGAUGCUGUGGCGUGUCCGUUGGGGCAGGGCGGAAAGGCUGCGGUGUAUGUGAGCUGGAAUGGCGCGACGGAUGUGCAAUCGUGGAAAGUCUAUUCGGGGUCCAAGGUCGUGCACUCUGCGCCGAGGAAUGGAUUCGAGACCUCCAUCUGGGUUGAUGGGUUGUCUAGUGGUCAGUCUGUAGUUGUUGAGGCUGUGGGUGGUGUGGGUGAUGGAACACGGUCCGAGUCUGUCACUGUAGGACAGGGAUGUUGA
Messenger RNA from Penicillium lagena, 1542 nucleotides. Its product is annotated as arylsulfotransferase family protein. Bases 1 to 1542 code for a protein of 513 amino acids. NCBI's taxonomy places the organism in Eukaryota, Fungi, Ascomycota, Eurotiomycetes, Eurotiales, Aspergillaceae. The transcript has 2 exons. The record is from RefSeq and is a predicted model, not a curated record.